Messenger RNA from Papaver somniferum (opium poppy), 951 nucleotides. Its product is annotated as putative F-box/FBD/LRR-repeat protein At5g22670. NCBI's taxonomy places the organism in Eukaryota, Viridiplantae, Streptophyta, Magnoliopsida, Ranunculales, Papaveraceae. The coding region runs from base 1 to 951 and encodes 316 amino acids. The transcript is spliced from 3 exons. The record is from RefSeq and is a predicted model, not a curated record.
AUGAUUCCUGAUUCCCUUUUUACUUGUGAAUCGUUAAGAACGUUAGACUUUCAGUUUCCAGAACUAAAUUGGCGGCUUGAGCUUCCAGAGUCAAUUUCUCUUCCAAGACUUAAGAUCCUCCGGCUUACUAAUAUUAUAUAUGAUGAUGAGAAAUUGGCAGGGAAACUCUUUUCUAGUUUCCCAAUACUUGAAGAAUUGUGUUUGACCAAUUGUAGAUGGGAGAAUUUUGAUUUUAUAAGUUUUUCAGCUCCUGCAUUGACUCUAACUGGUGGUGGGAGUAGUAGAAUGGAAUAUGCCAAGAUAAAGAUUGAUGCCCCAAAUCUUAUGUCCUUCACUUUCCGUGAUUGGCUGCCAGAAGGUUUUGUUGUCGAUAGUUUUCCGUUGCUACAUGAUGCAGAUAUAUGCUUUGAAGGCGACAUAGAGUACAGAUCUGGUCCUUUAUCUAAAUUUAUAAAGAAAUUCUGCAAUGUAAAGCUCUUGAAAAUCUCAGGUGCUUACUUUAAGAUUCUCAAGCGCGCAAAUGUACUGUCGACAAGUUUCCCUACCUUUGGUAAUUUGAUCCGGUUAGAAGUGGAUGAUAUUCAAAUGAAAACAUUACUUAACUUUCUAGAGCUCUCUCCAAAUUUGGAAUCCCUCGUCAUCAAUGAGGUCGAAUAUAUGGGAGGCGAGAACGUUUCCACAUUUAAGGUAGUACCUCAAUGUUUAGUAGUAUCCCUCAAGUCAAUUGAAAUUCGUAAGUUCACUGGGUACCUGGAGAUGGUUAAAUUCGUUUUGAAGCAUGGAAGAGUUCUUCAGACGGUCAUUAUUGAUGAUUAUAAAACAGAAGCCAAGUGGGUUGAAGCUUCUAAUAAGAGUCUUAUGACCAUGUUAAGACGAACUCCAUGGGCUUCAGCAGGUUGUGUCAUUAAGUUCUUGUCGAACCAUGGAACAUGUUGCGAGUUCAGGCUUUAG